Messenger RNA from Phyllostomus hastatus (greater spear-nosed bat), 9239 nucleotides. It is a transcript of the gene SLC7A14, whose product is annotated as solute carrier family 7 member 14. Gene Ontology annotation, biological process: transmembrane transport; amino acid transport. Gene Ontology annotation, molecular function: amino acid transmembrane transporter activity. Bases 351 to 2666 code for a protein of 771 amino acids. The transcript is spliced from 8 exons. The record is from RefSeq and is a predicted model, not a curated record. Gene Ontology annotation, cellular component: plasma membrane. Lineage: Eukaryota; Metazoa; Chordata; Mammalia; Chiroptera; Phyllostomidae.
CUGGAGGGAUGACAGACAGGCCUCGGGCGGGAGGGGGGUGGUAUCUGAAUAAUUGAGGAGCUGUUCUGCAGCAGCGGCUGCCUCUCGCUUCCUGGGCCACCAGCACCCCGCAUCACAGUGGGAGAGAGAGCCGGGCGCUCUAAGUGCGGACGGCCAGACACCAGUCGGGCAGCCAGUUCAUCGCCGCCAGCCCUCCGAUAUUCAUGCCCAGGAGAAGGCUGCUCUGGGUCUCUCUGGACCUCUCCUAAAAGGGAUAUCCCUGCACACUAAAUGAGCUCCAGAAGCAGCCACUAAGGCUUCCAUAGCCCUCUUCCACCAGUUGACCCUCACCGGAACCCAUACCACUCAGGAUGAGUGGUUUCCUGGCCUCCCUGGACCCCCGGCGGGUUCAGUGGGGGGCUGCCUGGUAUGCCAUGCACUCCAGGAUCCUGCGCACCAAACCAGUGGAGUCCAUGCUGGAGGGAACAGGGGCCACCACAGCACAUGGCACCAAGCUAGCCCAGGUGCUCACCACCGUGGACCUCAUCUCACUUGGCGUUGGCAGCUGUGUGGGCACUGGGAUGUACGUGGUAUCUGGCCUGGUGGCCAAGGAAAUGGCAGGACCUGGUGUCAUUGUGUCCUUCAUCAUUGCAGCUGUUGCAUCCAUAUUAUCAGGUGUUUGCUAUGCCGAGUUUGGAGUCCGAGUCCCAAAGACCACAGGGUCGGCCUACACCUACAGCUAUGUCACUGUGGGGGAGUUUGUGGCAUUUUUCAUCGGCUGGAACCUGAUCCUGGAGUACCUGAUUGGCACUGCAGCUGGCGCCAGUGCUCUGAGCAGCAUGUUUGACUCACUGGCAAACCACACCUUCAGCCGCUGGAUGGUAAACAGCGUGGGAACCCUCAAUGGCCUGGGUAAAGGUGAAGAGUCAUACCCAGACUUUCUGGCUCUGGUGAUCGCUGUCAUUGUCACCAUCAUCGUUGCGCUGGGGGUGAAGAACUCUGUGGGCUUCAACAACGUCCUCAACGUGCUGAACCUGGCAGUAUGGGUGUUCAUCAUGAUUGCAGGCCUCUUCUUCAUCAAUAGGAAAUACUGGGCUGAAGGCCAGUUCUUGCCCCACGGCUGGUCAGGGGUGCUGCAAGGAGCAGCCACAUGUUUCUACGCUUUCAUUGGUUUUGACAUCAUCGCCACCACUGGAGAGGAGGCCAAAAAUCCCAACACGUCCAUCCCCUAUGCUAUCACCGCCUCCCUGGUCAUCUGCCUGACAGCAUAUGUAUCUGUGAGCAUGAUCCUAACUCUGAUGGUGCCAUAUUAUGACAUUGACACAGAAUCCCCGCUCAUGGAGAUGUUUGUGGCCCAUGGGUUCUAUGCUGCAAAAUUCGUAGUGGCCAUUGGGUCAGUGGCAGGACUGACGGUCAGCUUGCUGGGCUCCCUCUUCCCAAUGCCAAGGGUCAUUUAUGCCAUGGCUGGCGAUGGGCUCCUUUUCAGGUUUCUGGCUCAUGUGAGCUCCUACACAGAGACACCAGUCGUGGCCUGCGUCGUGUCAGGGUUCCUGGCGGCUCUCCUCUCUCUAUUAGUCAGCCUCAGAGACCUGAUAGAGAUGAUGUCCAUUGGCACUCUUCUUGCCUACACCUUGGUCUCUGUCUGCGUCUUGCUCCUUCGAUACCAACCAGAAAGUGACAUUGAUGGUUUUGUCAAGUUCUUGUCUGAGGAGCACACAAAGAAGAAGGAGGGCAUCCUGGCUGACUGUGAGAAGGAAGUAUGUUCUCCUGUGAGUGAAGGGGAAGAGUUUUCUGGCCCUGCCACCAACACAUGUGGGGCCAAGAACUUACCAUCACUGGGAGACAAUGAGAUGCUCAUAGGAAAAUCAGACAAGUCAACCUACAAUGUCAACCACCCCAACUAUGGCACUGUGGACAUGACCACAGGCAUAGAAGCUGAUGAAUCUGAAAACAUUUAUCUCAUCAAGUUAAAAAAACUGAUUGGGCCCCGUUACUACACAAUGAGGAUCCGGUUGGGCCUUCCAGGCAAAAUGGACCGGCCCACAGCAGCUACAGGGCACACGGUGACCAUCUGCGUGCUCCUGCUCUUCAUCCUCAUGUUCAUCUUCUGCUCCUUCAUCAUCUUUGGUUCCGACUACAUCUCAGAGCAGAGCUGGUGGGCCAUCCUUCUGGUUGUUCUAAUGGUGCUGCUGAUCAGUGCCCUGGUGUUUGUGAUCCUGCAGCAGCCAGAGAACCCCAAGAAGCUGCCCUACAUGGCCCCCUGCCUCCCUUUUGUGCCCGCCUUUGCCAUGCUGGUGAACAUCUAUCUCAUGCUAAAGCUCUCCACCAUCACAUGGAUCCGGUUUGCCGUCUGGUGCUUUGUGGGUAUGCUCAUUUAUUUUGGGUAUGGCAUCUGGAACAGCACCUUGGAGAUCAGCGCCCGGGAAGAGGCCCUGCACCAAAGCACGUACCAGCGCUACGACGUGGACGACCCCUUCUCCGUGGAGGAGGGUUUCUCCUACGCCACAGAGGGUGAGAGCCAGGAGAACUGGGGCGGGCCGGCCGAAGACAAAGGCUUCUAUUACCAACAGAUGUCAGAUGUGAAGGAAAACACCCGGACAAGUAGCAAAGCGAAGAGCAAAAGUAAACACAAACAGAACUCGGAGGCCCUGAUUGCAAACGAUGAGUUAGAUUACUCUCCAGAGUAGGAGUAAACACACAAGAAAUAUGUAGAAAUGGUGGUGAUUUAUUUUCAGUAACUUUACCUGUGGGCUAGAAGGUGAAAACGUGUUUUGCCUCUCACUUCAAAAGUCCAGCCUUCCCCAAAGUCAGUCCCCAAUCAUAACCUGUCAUUUGCUACUUCUGCUCUUCAGGAUAGUUCUGUCAAAGGGUUUAAUCUGGGUCUCCUUACUGAUCCCCUUGUGGGAAAACAAAGACAACCUAAACAAGAAGGUAAAAGAAAUUCUAUCUUAGGUGUAACCAUCAGAGCAGAUGGCAGCAAAUGUUUCUUAGGCCUUUGCUUUGCUGGUUGAAUCUUUUUGCUUCUUACUGAUACUCCAAGAAGCAAGAAGAAAACUUCUCGGACCACACUGAGGCUGCAGCCCCUGGUGGAGAUGUGCCAAAUCAGGUGGGUGUGGGCACAGACAGCAUUCCCGCCCCUGAGACCACAGGGCAAAGCUCUGUGCUCAGCACGCAGGCUGACAGCUGCUCCCCAGGCCAGGGUGGGCAGGUGGCCUUGGCACUUCCUCAGCAAACAACGUUCUGUCCUGAAAUCUCACAAAAACAGAUCCAUGGAAAAGAGGCAUGCUUCUCUGUAUUCACCAACAUUCUCAUAGUCUGCAAACUGUAACUUGAGGAUCCAGCAAAGUUCAGGGACUUGGAGACCAUUCUCCCUAAGGUUUCAGAUUCACCAGAAAGCAGUCAUGCAGACCCACUCAUGUGGUGAGAAGCACCAUCAAAAUUCUACUAAAUGCCCAGGAAAAAAUAAAAUAACCAUGUCUUGUAGUGAAGGCCAGAAGGGCACUGGCAGAAAUGAACUCUCUGUCAAGCCUUCUCUUACACCAAGCUCUAAGCUCCUGCUGAUAUAAUGGAAGGGGGCAAAGUUGGAGCAUGAUUUCAUGGCGCUAAUAUGCCUUGAAGAAGGAGGCUGUUUGUUUUAUAAUCAGAUAAAAUCUUUACAAGGAAAAGUGACCCAGCCACUGAGAUCACAUUGCAAAUUCUAUUUCAGAUUUCUAAAAUUAUAAAUUCUGUAGUUGGUUUUUUUUUUUGAGAUAUGCCCCCAGUUGAUUGGUGGGCGCUACUCCUAAAACAAAAAUGUUGAAGCGCAGCUUCUUAGGUAAUUGCAUUCCAUGAGAUCAUAUUUCCCUCCCGAACCUUAUUUUUCUGGGGUAGCUCACCUCCGGACAUGUAUUUUUCCUGCAAUUUCCCAGAGCAGUUUCACUGAAGCCCAGAGAAAUGUCUACCCGGUAGGCUCUAAAUCUGGUCCGUCAGAGAGGCUCUUAAAGGAAUUUCUCUGAAACGAGCUAGGUGAGACAAUCUGGCGCAGGAAAAAACUCACGAUCUGUAAAUUCUCCUCUUGUGUGACAGGGAUUUCAGCGCCGUACUGAGGAAGGUGCACACGCACAUGAAGCACAAGUUGGGCCAAGCUAAAGUCUCUGGGAGAAUUUCCUGAAAGGGGGGAAAUACCAAAUUCCUUAUUCUCCCUCUCCUGGAUCUAGCACUAUGCCAAAAAUUUCCCAGAAUACAUCAACAAAUGUUUCAGUCGAUUCUUUUUUAGAGGGUGAGGCUAGAGCCAUCUUGUCAGGCUGUAAGAUUAUGAACAGGGAGCAGAAGUCCACUUCUUCCCCUCAGCUCACCCUGAUUGAGAACAUACCAAGUGCUAAGUGAUGGGAAUGCAAAAAGAAUGACAUCUGCCCUUGGAGGCUCACGGUCCAGGGAAUACGAGCAGCACCGGAGUCCGAUAACUGUAGAUACAACAGCCGAACAUGGCAGGUCCCCAUGGCUGAUGCACUGGGCUUCAACAUAGUAGUUUUUAAAAGGUCAAUUGAAACUACAUUUUAAUAGGCUUUUAAAUAAAUUGCAUAUCAUACCCAUAGCCAACGUUAUGUCAUUUAAAUUCAAAUUACUACUAUUUUCUAAAUCUUUUUCAUGCUUCUAUAUUAAUUGUAUACAACUCUGGUUUCUGAGAUAUUUGUCAUUUUAAUGUAAUGCUUGGCAAUGCUGUAUUUUUCUCUCUCCUAAACUUAACCAUAAAGAUACAGCACCUGGCCUGUGAAAUAUAUCCUUAGGGAUUAAUUGUAAAUGAGUUAUCAGCAUUUUUUGCAAGAAUGAAGUGUUGAACUGGUUUUAGAACUCAACAAAUCUUCCUAGUUUAAAUAUAAUCUCUUAAGCUUGAAAUAUAUCCAGAUAGAUAGGGUGGGACUGUAUCUGUUAAAAAUGUUCAAAGGAAGAUAUUAAUGCAAAAUAACAAAAUCGUACUGUGGGUGAAAGAACUUCCUUUUCACUAGAAAGGUUUAGGUAUUACAGUCUGGCCGCCGCUGUAUGCGAUUUCUGAGCACGAGAAGAGAGAGCACAGCGUUGGUACACACCACUGCUGUUGAUUCCCUGAGGAUGCCACGAACCCCUCUCAGUUCAGGGGUCACUUCUCCCAUUCAGGAGCUCUAUAACUUUUUAAGCUUUGAUCUCUUUAUUUCUCUCAAAUUGAUUUGUUAUCGUUCUAGUAAACUUGUUUUUCUUUAUUAAACAUUUGUCAAUCUAAUAGAAAAAGUUUUUUAAGGUAAAUAGACACAUGUUUCCUCAUGUUUCCCAGCCUUUGUGAAAGAGUCCCAGAUUCCACAAUGCAGGUUUCAAAUUCCGACAAUCACUUAGAAUGACUUUAUUUGUGUUUCCCAACAAUUUUUCUAAAACCGCAUUUGUGAACCCAUAUGAAAAGAUCCCCUUGUAAAUGAUUCCCACAGAAACUUAGACCCCUUGAAAGGAGUCCAAGGAAGACCUGUAUUUUCUUACAUUCUCAUCUGAAGCAAGAGCUCUUCCACUGAGUUUACAUCAUGCAAAUUUGUAGUUUAGAACCAAUUAUUUGGGUUUUUUUUUCAUUUUUGUCAUGUAUUGGUACUCUGUUUCAUUUCAAAAGGAUCUGAGGUAGUUACUACAAUACAUGUAAUACCCAAAAUAAUUAAGAGAGGAGCUGGAGGCAAAUAAAAAGGAUAAGACAAAGCUAGAACUGUGCUAAGUAAUAGAAUGCAGAACCUUUUAAAGAUUUAUUUAUUUUUAGAGAGAGAGGAAGGGAGGGAGAAAGAGAGGGAAAGAAACAUUGAUUGAUUGCCUCAUGCCUCACAACUGUCCCUAAACCCAGGCAUGUGCCCUGAUUGGGAAUUGAACUGGUGACCUUUCAGUUCACAGGCCAGCACUCAAUCCACUGAGCCACACCAGCCAGGGCAGAACCUUGAUAUGCAAUGCUAAUUUCCAAUGAGGGGCAACUUGAAAAACAAUAAAAUUAUUGAUAGUGACAGGAAGAAGUACUCCUGUAUGAUAUGAAUAAAUCUCCCCUCAUAAGGGCAGAGAACUGCAAUAGCAUAGAUCGUUGAAACCCACACAUAAGCGUCAGACCUGGAUUUUACCAGGUACGUGUGCCUGGCAUAUUUGGAUGUCCCCUAAAUAUCUGAUGACUGAGCAAAUGGCUAGAUGGAUAAAUGGACACGUGGAUGAAUGAAAGGAAAAUGAAAUACAUUUAUUUAACACAUUUUUAUGGACUGCUUAUUAUGUGCUAUGGCAUAAGAAAUAGGGAAAACAGAAUAUACAAAUAAAGAACAAUAGUGAAGAUGACAGGUGAGAUGAAGGCGUUAUAAUGUGCAAUGGGGGUUCGCAUAUGAAAAAGACCUCCUUCCAUUGGAAAGACCAUAGAGAAUGCGGCCCUUGUGUUGGGGCUUGUGGAGUGGGCAGAAUUUUGCCGGGUAGAAGUGGAAGAAAGGCUUGCAGAGUGGAAGACUGGUAUGAGUAGGGUAUAGACUCUGGCUGACGGCUGUCUCCUAACUAGUAAGUUGUACUGUGUCUCCUUCAAAGGAAAGGAAAAAGCUAGUUUGGCAAGAGCUCAUGAUUUAUGCAUGAUUUGUGUAUGAAACAUAAGAAAACAUGCUGAGAAGGCAGGUUAGGGCUCACCCACAGACAGACGUGAAAGUAGAGCUGAGCUGGCUGACUCUGCUUGGGUGGGGAGGCAUUGGGGAAAUGAUGAAAGUAUGAAUCAGGGAGAUUUGAACUUUUAGAAGCUGGGGCAGUGACUCCCUCUGCCUAUGCAAGGAGCUAACAAAUCACAUACACACUCCAAGCUGAUCUAACACAUUAAAGGGAGAAAACAUCCACACCUAAAGCAUUAACCUAGGAGAAGUGUGGGCAUCUAACAUGUGCACAGAUAACACAAAGUUAUUUGCAGCUACUUUAAAAUUUUCAACAAUAAAUUUAAACAACUAAACCUAACAAGUUUUUAUUUCUAUCUUAUCUACACAGUAAAACCUCAGCUCAAGAUAUACUCAGCUUGAGCUCAAGGAGUUUGAGAACUGGCCUAAAAAACUAAAGUGUACUGCCCUCCCCUUUCCCACCAGGUUUUACCAGGGCCCAGAGAGGUCAGUGGAAGCCCAUGGAGGGUCAGCCACAGGUUUACCUGUCUUGUAUCUCAGACUGGAAUGUCCUGUUGGGUGGAGAAGUCAGAUAUCAGGAAAUGAGUUUGAAGCCAGAGCUGAGGUCAGCUCACUGAGUCUAGGCAGCAGACAAUGGUCCACUCUUGGACUUAAGCCUUCAGGUUAGUGAGCAAUCCACAGGUGGCCUUAAUGUCUUACUCAUGCAGGGAAGGAGGUGCAAGGAAACUCAUACCCCAAAGUUGGUCCCUAGGGCUGCAUGGUAGCCCUUUAUCUUCAUGCCAUUUGGAACAAGACUAAUCAAAGAGAAUGUUUCUAUCAAAAAUUGUUGCUAAACCUAGGUUUCUCUGGUAUGCAAGCACCUCCCUGAUGCUGAGGACCUGUUUGUCUUCCGGGGCCCUUUGAAGUCCUCAAGAAAGGUGCCAACUGGUAAGCAUGAUGGCCCCCUGUGAGACAGCCAACACUUGUAGUUAAACAAAUGCACAAGUGCAGAAGCAGCAUCUCAAACGGCAGGCGCCGCCACAGGCAGGAACCAGGAUGCUGUUUCACCACGGAGUGAGUGUGCUUCAUGUUUUUCAGUUGGAAUGGUGAUGGGUAACAAAAAAACCCCUACAUGUACAUAAUUCUUAAGCCUGUGUCUACUUGUAUUUUCUCUAAGACUUUGCAGAAGAGGCUGUUGUGAUUGUUUCUCCUCCUCGGGAGCGACUUCCUGUCUAAAAUGCUUUCCUCUUCUUGUUCAGCUUGCAUCAUUCUGAAAUACCUAAGCUGUAGCCUUUAGCCAAAAUUAAUUCUCCAAGAAAAAAAAACUUUUUUUAGGACUUAAAGCUCAAAAGGGAUUAGUGGAAGUUUUGAAGCCUAUCAAAAAUGAACCUAUAUUCUGCAGUAUCAACUAAAAUAGUGUUAGAAAUCAUUCAACAGUCUUCUGCAUGCAUGGAAUUACAAAUUCACAUAAGGCUUCCACAAACACAGCUGCGGACUUGAAGUCUUCUGAAAGUAGGUAGCUCUAAUUUCUUACUCUUUAAAAACAUUCAGUGCAUUUUGGUACAAAAAGAAAAGAAAAUGGCUCUAUAUUUGAACUAAGAGUUGGGGGCAGCAUGGAUUUUUCAUCUGGGACUCCCUCUAUGCUUUUUAUAUUUCCUUUGCUAUUACAUCUUCCUGAUAUUGAAUCAGUGGCAUUGGCCAAAGGGAACUGUGGGUUGUGUAAAUUUCUCAGGAAGUGCAGACUAUGAAGGAUUGUGUUGGUUUGAAUAUUGGGAUGCAGAAACUGUUCCUUGCCCCCCUUCUCCUGACUGGUCUUGGCAGUUGUGAUACAUUUGUCUCACACUCCCGAAGGCGAGAAUCAUAAUCCCCCCCUUUCCAAAGCAAAGACACUAUUGAUGCUACGAUGGCACAUAAAUACCUCAACUGUCUGAGCGAACCGACGGGGCUGCAGGUUUUGAGAGAGCAGGUGUUGUUCUCAGCCCAUGUAGUCACACCACCCAACGGCAGGACUCGACAUUCUAGCUUUUUCUCACUGUGGAAAAGAAAGGUUACUGUUUAAUUCGUAUCCAAAGUUAUAAGUACAGCUUGUAAAUUUUACUAACUUGUUUCAUUUUUGUUUGGUCCUUGAGAAGUACAACUUGCUUUUUGCAGCUGGUAAUUUCUGGUGUCAUUCUCUGAUACAUAUAUGUAUAUAUAUAUAUUGGUAUGAAAUUGCUGUAUUCGUUAAAGUUUGUUCGUUUUGUGGUUUUUAAUUCCCAUUGGUGCACUGUACAAUGGGGUGUUGUAGUUUAUCAUGAAGAAAGAAAUAAUAUGCAGAUGUGUUAUGGAGUAUGUUUUAUUUUGAAAUUGAUUGUGGUAUUGAUAAUAUAUUGAUUUAUCAAGAUACUAAGGGAAAAUUCUAAAUUUACCAAAAUGUGUAUAUUUUAAUAAAUGCAUAAAGCUUUAUUGUGUGCCUUUAAGUUUAAAAGAGGUUUAUUUAAAAAGUCAGAAACAAAAGUGUCUUACUAUAAAAUAUUCAUAGUAUUGUAAAGCUUUUACACAGGAGACUAUCGAAGGACAACAGAAAAGAGGAAGAAGCUCCCCCAUAUUUUGUUAACCUUAACCAGUACCUGAUGUCUGAUACAUUCUCUCCACUCUCAAAUGGAGGUGAAUAAAUGAAUCUUGCCUUAAAUG